AUGAAGGUCGGCGCCCGGCAGCGCCUGCACCUCUCGCUGGGGCUGAGUUCACUGGCCCUCAUCUCCUCCAGCGCUGCCUUUGGCAGCGGUUACUGGUGUGUCGGCACACACCGGGUGGUGAAGCCGCUGUGCCGGAGGGCAGGGACCGAGAGCCGCGGGUGCCUGGGGCACGCAGCCGGCGACGGGGCGGCGGGCGAGCCGGGCGAGCCGGAAUCGUACGGCUGGGAGACGGGAGAAGACCGCUUCACGUCCCACGCGUUCCACACCGGCUUCUGGACCUCGUGUGAGGAGGAGGAUGAGAGAGGGAGAGUGAAAUGCCGGAGCUUCCUUCAGCUCACACCAGAAUCGGAACAGGGAGUCCUGUGGUUUGCCAUCGUGGCUGAGAUCCUCUACAUCGCCCUUCUGUCUCUGGGCUUCAGUCUGCUGUGUUUCGAACUCGCCUGCACACACCGCACACUCGUCACACUCAAGACCAAUUCCUUUGCUGCCAUCUUCACCGUCCUCUCGGGUCUGCUGGGAAUGGUUGGACACAUGAUGUACACGACAGUAUUCCACGUAACUGUCAGCCUCGGUCCGAAGGAUUGGAAGCCUCAAACAUGGGAUUACGGAUGGUCAUUCCUGUUGGCCUGGCUCUCAUUCAGCCUCUGCAUGGCCUCCGCUGUUUGCAGCCUCAACGCUUAUGCCAAGACAGAGGCGCAGGGUCGCUGCGGCCGGCAAUCUUUAGCGGGAACCUCCUCCUGUCACACCAUCGUUUCCUCUCCUCCGCACCUGCUGGUACUGGACCCCGAGCUCGCCCCUUUCCUGUGGGAGCGUUCCGCCUUCCCAGCGCGCGGGCCGGCCCAGGAUGGGGGCGAGAUUGAGGGCGGGCUCUCCCUGUCCAACGACUUCCCACCCCACAGCCCCUCUGAUUUACCUGAGGAGUGAGAGGGAGGGUGGGGAGUUGCUGUCCCAUCUGGCUCACACGCCGUCAAAAUGACCUUUCACACCUGACCCUCCGUGUGCCAUGUGGACUCUUCUUCCCAAACCCCCCGCUGACUUUUGACCCACUCUGGGGUCAAGCGAAGUCCACACAACGUUCCACCCCUCAUCCUCUGGCUCAAACCCCAUCUCCAUGACCUUUCACUCCUCACCUUCUGGGAUUAAAACCCAUCGCUGCGGCCUCUCACCUCUUGCCUUCUGGUGCACAAGCCACAUCCCUGUGACAUCUUACUCCUCGCUCUCUGUGUUAAUUCCUUAACCCAUGACCUUUCACUAUUUGCCUUCUAUGGUCAUGCUCCGUCUCUGUGACCUUUCACCCCUCUUUCUGGGGUCAAACUCCAUUUCUCCUCACCCGCCCAGUCUAACCUUUCACCCUUUGUCUCCUGAGGUAAACCCUCAUUCGCAAGCCUCACCCUUCCAACUCCCCAUUCAACUCCUGCCUUCCAUCAAUGACCUUUCACCCACCAGAAGCCAGACACCUCCUUAACCUCUCACUCCAAACGUGGCCCACUCUCACC
Molecule: messenger RNA, 1496 nt
Organism: Hypanus sabinus (Atlantic stingray)
Lineage: Eukaryota; Metazoa; Chordata; Chondrichthyes; Myliobatiformes; Dasyatidae
Product: germ cell-specific gene 1-like protein
Exons: 5
Coding region: 1-924 (307 amino acids)
Cellular component (GO): plasma membrane
Source: RefSeq, a predicted model, not a curated record